CAGUCGUUUCUCUGAUCCGAGGCCACCAUGCCUAGUGCAGCGGUUGCGGAGAAGAAUGCAGCAUGGGCGAGAUUGCUGCAACACCGCACGAGGGCGAACGAGGCACGAUACAAACGGGCGCGGAACAGACAAAACUCGAUUUUCCGGAGGAAAAAGCGCCAGCAGGAAGAUCGAGACCGUGAAGAGACGGAGGAACUGUACCGCGCUAAUAACGCACGAAAGUUCUAUGAGAAGUUGAACCGUUCACGUAAGGGCCACGUGCCACAGCCCGAUAUGUGUAAGGACAUAAACGGGAACCUUCUUACGAACGAGCGUGAGGUGAUCCAAAGGUGGCGGCAGCACUACGAAGAGCACCUGAAUGGCGAUAUGGCAGACAACGGUGGCGGUAUGGUAAUGAACCUAGGAGCACGCGCGCAGGACAUGCGACUUCCGGCUCCGAAUCUCCAGGAAAUCCAGGAGGAGAUCGGUCGGCUGAAAAACAACAAAGCCCCUGGAGUUGACCAACUACCAGGAGAGCUGUUUAAACACGGUGGUGAAGCACUGGCUAGAGCGCUGCACUGGGUGAUUACCAAGGUUUUGGGAGGAUGAGGUUCUGCCGCAGGAGUGGAUGGAAGGUGUCGUG
Armigeres subalbatus is the source of this 622-nucleotide messenger RNA. RefSeq lists its product as uncharacterized. The transcript has 2 exons. The record is from RefSeq and is a predicted model, not a curated record. NCBI's taxonomy places the organism in Eukaryota, Metazoa, Arthropoda, Insecta, Diptera, Culicidae. Bases 28 to 588 code for a protein of 186 amino acids.